AUGGACUCCACCGCAAUGUUUCGCGAGGUCGCCCUGUGCGGGUUGGCGCAGGAGCAGGGCAUCGCCGCUCUACGGGCGUGCCUCGCCGACGCUCGCGGCGAUGAGACACUUCGCUUCACCGAGAUCACUUCUGCCAUGGCACGUCGUGCUGUCGCGUGGGGCGAUUCCUCGGCGUGGGGUGAUAUAAAGGUUGUUCUCCAGACUCGCUUGGCCCCCGGCUCUCGGCCGUUGCCAUCUGAAGUCAUCGCCGUCUGUGCUGCCGACGCAGAUUUCAUCGUUCCCGACCCCAAGGAGGACGCUGUCAUUGUCCAUGGUGGGCUGGACAACGGGUACGGGUCCGCGGAGGAUGGGUGCCACUUCUUGCCGCUGCUCCAUGUCGACGAGUACCGCCUGUUGCCCCCGUGCUCGUCACCGAAAUGGGCCGACAUGGCGGCGGCCGUCGCCGCUCGCAGUGGUGAUCUCGCGCUGGAGUCGCGCGUCCGUGACGGGGGCGACUGCUACUUCCACGCGCUUCUCGUCCUCCUGCAUUUCCGGGGCGUGCUCAUGCUCGCGCCGAGCGGCGUGUCCGCGGCCCCGGGGGGAGCGAGUGCCAGUCUUCGCGCCCCGGACCCCACGGGCGAGAGCGUCGCCGCAUUGCAGGCCAAAGUCGAAGGGCUCCCAGAGGACGAGGUAUCGAACGCGAUCGAAGAGUUCCUGUUUCCUGACGUCGUCUUCGAGGGUUUUAAGACGAAGGAGGAGGUUUACGAGACAGUGCGCCAGAGGGUCAUGAAGGCGUGGGAGGACACCCGGUCUCACCGCCAGAUUGCCAGCGAGCUGGAUUUCGAUUUGCGCACCAUCGCGCCGAAGCCGUUGGCGGACGCCGUGCACACCGCAGCAAAGGCCCGGGGUCUCUCUGCGGAGGCGCUGCUCUCUGCCGUGGAGUGCAACAUGGGUUUCAUCGAGGCGCCCGGAACAAAGCUGACGCACUUGCGGCAGUCAGGUCAUUACGUUUCCCCUGGCCAGCCCCUCUUGAUCGGCAGCGCGUCCUCCACGCGGAAGUCGGCCUUGAUGCAGCGCACGGACAAGUGGUUGACGCAGGUCCCGGAGGCCUCCCCUGUUUUCAAAGACAAGUUGGUCAUGAACACGGACUGCACCACGAAGGGCAUUCGGAAGCAGCUUGAAGAACACGGCCGGUGCGGCAUCUCCAGCGACGAGGCCGCAAACACGUUCCAGACGCCCUUCAGCGACGUGGAGUCCGGGGUGCACUAUCUCAGCUGCGCGAAGCUUAACACGUGGACGCAGAGCGAGCACGACGGACCGGCGACUGGCAACGGCAAGGUGUCUUUGGACAAUUACAAUUUCAUGCUCAAGUGCGCGGGCCAGACAGAGGUCGUCGAGUUUAUCGUCAUGCCGAAAGUGCACGGGUUCCAGAAGCGCAUGCAGACGGACGUGCGCGCGGACGACGGGGUCGAUUCCGAACAGAGCGACUCCUUCAUCGAGCGUCUGCACGGGUGGAUGCACGAGCAGUGUUCUGAUGUCGCCAGCGUUCUCUCGCUCGACGGCUUCGCCUACACCAUAUACCGUGCUGCGAAGCAGGCUUUUGAUGAUAUCUGUCAGACCGUGCCAAUGCCGCCGGCAUUCAAGACGAAGUUGAAUUUCUUUCACGGCGACUUGCUUCGCGCAACGCACCGGGUGCACCGCGGGAACCAGUUCGCCAGGCUUUUCAUCGCCCGGCAUGCUGCCCAGGGCGACGACGCCCUGGCGUCGCAACCGCCUUUUGAUUCUGCUUGCGAACGUUGUCUUCCCAGCGCGAACGAAAUCACGAUGGGGCUCCACAAGGUUCUCCGCCAAAUUGAACUUCACUUCGGGUUGUAUCGCUUCCACGUCGCCCACGCUGCCGAGGGCAACCAUCGCUCCGGCGGCGACGGCAGGUGCGCAGGCGGAUCUUCGGCGGCCGUGCUGGCCGCUCCUGACGUCGCGGAGAUAGCGAUGAGGGCCCUCAUGCCGUCCGAGCUGAUGCGGCAGUUCCUGCUCACUCGCGCUCCCAAGGGGCAGAUUUUCACGGAGGCGGAUGCGAGGCAGUGGCUCAGGAAUAAGAGGGACACGUGGUUCAGAACGGACCUGGCAAAGAAGAUCUCCGACGGCUUGACAGCGCUGGUCGCGGCUCAUCUCCUGGACAGGGUCGCGGACUCCGCCGAUGCGGGGGACUCCACGCAGAGGGCCAAGGCGGCGCAAGGCAAGCGCAAGGGCAACCCCAAGGGCAAGGGCAUGUUCAAGAAGCGGAAGCUCGAGGAGAUCGUUGCGGACGCAGAUGCCACGGAGGAACGGAAGCGCCUGCGGGUGAGCACGAGCGAAUUCGACGCGCACCGCACUCGACAACGCUACCCAGCCCACUACGAGCUGCUAAUGGAGGUGCUCUCAGAUCAUGACAAGAAGGCCGUCGAGGAUCUGCAGCAUCGGCGUAUCGUCCCUGAGGAUUACGAAUUGCUGUCCGGACUGGACGCGAGCGUGUCCCGCAGCGCCCGGGAUAUGGACUAUAUCAACAGCGUGCUCGAGCGGUGCAAGGGCGGACGCCCCGGCGAUCCGGCGCCCGCGAAUUGUAGGAUUUGCAUGGGGGAUGUCCCGUGCCGCCACCUACCUUGCAGGCAUUCGUUCUGCUCCGACUGCCUCGUUUCAAGUUGGUCCAAGGUGGACGCGCUCGGCCUGAUUUGCCCUGCGUGCAGGCAAGAUGUGCCGGAAGGGUUGGCGCUCGCGGAGGAGAGAAAGGCCGGCGUCGCCACGGGCGGUUGCACCGAGGGCGCCGCGGGCGCAGGGGGCGCUGCGGAGCAGGGCGUCGGCGCUGCCGCCGCCAGCGCGGCCAGGCCCCUCGAGGGCGCCGCCUGCGCUGGUGCCGCGGGCGCGGGAGGCGUGGCCCAGGCGUCCGAAGAGGGCGACGUUGCGGGGGAGAGUGGCGAAAAGACGGUAUGGCAGUGCGUGGUCGCUACCAUUCUGUCCGAAUCCCCAGACCUCUCCUCGGAAGUCGCGAAGCGCCUCCAAGUGGGGGACCGUCUCGAGGGCCUCGCCGUGCCUCGGAUGGAGGGCCCGGUGAUGCGGGUGCACGUGAGGAUCGGAGACAAAGUCGGCUGGGCGACGUUGCGGAGCACUUCGGGCAAGGAGCUCGUCUCAGUCUUGGGCGCCGACGGUCAACCUGGCGCUGCCGACGGCCGUGGCGCGCCUGCCCUGGCGCCCGGGGUGCCCUCGCCAAGAGCCCCGCAGUCGCGCCCGAUGGCGGCUCCCGAUGGCGCUGCGUUGUCGAGAUCGGCGGACCCGCCGCCCGCGGUCCGAGGGGGAGGCGGUGCCGGGGAUGCCCCGAGCCCAGUUCCCCCCCCAGUCGCUGAUGGCCCGCCCGCGAGAUCGGCGGACCUGCCGCCCGCGGUCACGGGGGGAGACGGUGCCGGGGAUGCCCCGAGCCCAAUUCCCCCCCCAGUCGCUGACGGCCCGCCCGCGAGAUCGGCGGACCUGCCGCCCGUGGUCCGGGGGGGAGACGGUGCCGGGGAUGCCCCGAGCCCAAUUCCCCCCCCAGUCGCUGACGGCCCGCCCGCGGGGCUGCCCGCGAGGGCAAUGACGCAGCAUAUGAUAGUAUAUUCGCAGUAUUUGAAGAUGGCAGUGAAGGGCAUCAAGACUAAGGAGUACCGCGGGUUGAAGACCGAUUACUGGCGACGUCGGUUCCUCCAGGGUGGGCGGGACUGGCACGUCACCCGCGUGAGGAUGAGGGCCGGCCGCGAGAAGUUCAGGCCGGAGGCGGUGUUCGAGAUCGCCAACAAGGAGGUGAUCAAGGUGGCCGACUUGGCCGACGUGUGCUUGCCCGACCGAGGUACGGAGGAGUGGGGCCAGCUGUUCGGCGGGUGCACGGAAGUGCUGGUGUUGCACCUCGGUGGCAUCGUAGAGAACCGCACCGAAUGGCGGCGCGAGGUGGAGGGCGCGCAAGGGGGCACGGUGCUGCGCGCGGUUUCCCCCGAGCGCGCGGGCGCCCAGGACGACGCGGAGGGCCAGGGGCAGGGCCGCGUGCUCGUCGGCCAGGGCAUCGGCGCGGAAGAAGAGCAGGCGAAGUGGAGGCUGGCGAGCUCCUUCCUGUCGCGGCGCGGAGGCCUCGUCUGGAACGAGGUGGUGGAGGCAGCACUGGGCGACAAGCAGAAGCUGUUCGACCGCGUCGUGGACUUCCGGGGCAUGCACGCGACGCUGCUCACAAUGUCAAUCGGGGCGCUGAGACAAAUCGGCCAGGCUGCCAUGUUGCACCGGGACGUGAUCCGGGAGAAGAAGCCUGCACUUGUCUACCACCUAAUCCGCUGGUGCCGCCAGGCGGCGGUCGAUGACGCGGCGUCGGCGGCCCUGCCCGCCGAGCCGGCGGCGGAGGAGGCGGAGACGGAGGAGAACCCGUUGGCGGACGCCCCACUCCUGAUCCCGCGCGCCAAAGUGGCGCGGAUCAUCCGCGCCCUGCUGCCGCUGUUGUCGGCGAAGAGGUCCGGCCACGCAGAAGGCGCGCCGCUGAAAAUCACCGAUGAGGCCGUGGGUGCCGUCCACGAGCACCUCGAGUACGUCCUGCGCGCUCUGGUGAGCGACGCUUUCGCUGUGGCCGAGUGGGCGAAUAAAGACCGCGUGAAGAAGAUGUCCAUGACUGCGCUGGCCGUCCGGAUGUCAGGCUCUAUCCAGACGAAGACGUUCGUGGCCAGCAAGCGGAAGCGCAGGAAGUUCAUCUCGGCCGAGAAAAGUGAGAAGAUUCGCGUGCCUGCGGCAGCUUUCAGGGAUAUGCGGUGUUUCACGUUCCACUUCCUCGACGCGUUCCUUUCCCAGGGCGUCGAAUCGGCGCGCCGCUGCGGUAAGAACACUCUGACCAAGCGGAUCCCCGAGCCUUCGGCCCAAUCUGCCCCCUGGCCGGCCUGGGUCGCGGGCGCGAGGGCGCGGCUCUGGGAGGGCGGCGCUGCGGGCGGCAUGUCGAACCAGGAGGCGCACAAGCUGGAGGCGGCAGGCGACGGUCUCAUGGAGCAGGCCGGCAAGAGGUGGAACAAGACCACGAGGGCGUUCGACGCGGUGGCCGGACACGCCGCUUGCCCCGAAUAUGCGAAGUACAAGAAGCAGGCGAAGGAGAAGUACGACGAAGCGAGAAGGAAACGCGUGCAACUUAAAGGAAUGGCAGAGCAGUCCGUGAACAAAGACGGCACCAAUGACGUGAAGAACGCGAAGGGCCAUCAGGACGCCAUCGACUAUAUCGACGCCAAGAAGAGCGAGUUUCGACAGUUGCAGAUGGACUCCACCGCCAUGUUCCGCGAGGUCGCCCUGUGCGGGUUGGCGCAGGAGCAGGGCCUCGCCGCUCUGCGGGCGUGCCUCGCCGACGCCCGCGGCGACGAGACACUUCGCGCCACCGAGAUCAGUUCUGCCGUGGCGCGUCGUGCCGUCGUAUGGGGCGAUUCCGCGGCGUGGGAUGACAUGAGGGAUUGUCUCCAGUCUCGGUUGGCCCCCGGGUCCCGGCCGCUGCCAUCCCAAGUCGUGUCCGUGUCUGCCGCCCACUUCCGCGAUUCAGAUUUCACCGUUCCCGACCCGAGGGAAGACGCUGUCCUGGUCCACGGCGGGUUGGAGAACGAUUACGAGUCCGCGGAGGAUGGGUGUCACUUCUUGCCGCUGCUUCACGUCGACGAGCAUGGCCAGUUGCCCCCGUGCCCGUCACCGAAGUGGGCCGACAUGGUGGCGUCCGUCGCUGGUCGCAGCGGCGAUCUCGCGUUGGAGUCGCGCGUCCGCGACGGGGGCGACUGCUACUUCCACGCGCUCCUCGUCCUCCUGCAUUUCCGGGGCGUUCUGCUGCUCGCGCCGGGCGGCGCGUCGGCGGCACCUGGGGGGGGCGGUGCCGGGGUUGCCCCGAGCCCCCCUUCCCCCGCGGGCUCACCAGCCGGCCCAGGUCUAAUCGUUGACGGAUCUCGGAAGAGACCCGAGCUCGCCUCUCAGCCCCCGCCUGAGUCGCCAGUUUCUGCGGAGAAGACGUCGCAUGCGUCGUUCACCUCCUUCAGGAAUGGGGCGCGAUUCGAGGAUUCUCUUGCAGAGAGUGCCAGCUUUCGCGUCCCAGACCCCACGGGCGAGAGUCUUGCCGCAUUGCAGGCUAUAGUCGAAGAGCUCCCGGAGGACGAGGCAUCGAAAGCGAUCGAAGAGUUCUUGUUCCCCGAUAUCGUCUUCGAGGGAUUUAAAACGAAGGAGGAGGUGCACGAGACAGUGCGCCACAGGGUCAUGAGGGCGUGGGAGGACACCCGGUCCCACCGCCAGAUUGCCAGCGAGCUUGAUUUCGAUUUGCGCACCAUCGCGCCGAAGCUGUUGGCGGACGCCGUCCACGCCGCAGGCAAGGCCCGGGGUCUGUCCGCGGAAGCGCUGCUCGCCGCUGUCGAGCGCAACAUGGGUUUCAUCGAGGCGCCUGGAACGACGCUCACGCACUUGCCGUCGCCAGGCCAUUACAUUUCCCCUGGCCAGCCCCUCUUGAUUGGCAGUGCGCCCUCCACGCGGAAGUCACCUUUGAUGCAGUGCACGGAUAAAUGGUUGACGCAGGUCCCGGAGGCCUCCCCUGUUUUCAAAGACAAGUUGGUUGUGAACACGGACUGCACCACGGAGGGCAUUCGGAAGCAACUCGAAGAACACAGGCGGUGCGGCAUUUCCAGCGACGAGGCCGCCAACACGUUCCUGACGCCCUUCAGCGACCAGGAGUCCGGGGUGCAGUAUCUCAGCUGCGCGAAGCUUAACACGUGGACGCAGAGCGAGUACGACGGACCGGCGACCGGCAACGGCAAGGUGUCUUUGGACAACUACAAUUUCAUGCUCAAGUGCUCGGGCCAGACGGAGGUCGUCGAGUUCAUCGCCAUGCCGAUAGUGCACGGGUUCCAGAAGCGCAUGCAGACGGACGCGCGCGCAGACGACGGGGUCGAUUUCGAACAGAGCGACUCAUUCAUCGAGCGGCUGCACGGAUGGAUGCACGCGCAUUGUUCCGCUGUCGCCAGCGCACUCUCGCUCGACGGCUACGCCUACACCAUAUACCGUGCUGCGAAGCAGGCUCUGGAUGACAUCUGUCAGACCGUGCCGAUGCCACAGGUGUUCAAGGCGAAGUUGAAUUUCUUUCACAGCGAUCUGCUUCGCGGAACGCACCGGGUGCACCGCGGGGCCCAGUUCGCCAGGGACUACAUCGCCCAGCAUGCCGCCCAGGGCGGCGGCGGCGCCCUGGCGCCGCUUCCGCCCCUCGAUGCCGCUCGCUGGCGUCGCCCCCCCAGUGUCAACGACGUCACGAUGGGCCUCCACAAGGUGCUGCGCCAAAUUGAACUGCAUUUCGGGUUGUACCGUUUCCACGCAGCCCAGAAGGCCGCAGCCGCCGAGGGCAAUCAUCGCUCUGGUGCCGACUGCAGGGGCGUUGGCGGAUGUUCGGCGGCCGUUCUGGCAGCUCCCGACGUCGCGCAGGCCGCGGUGAAGGGUCUCACGCCGUCCGAGCUGAUGCGGCAAUUUUUGCUCAUCCGCGCCCCCAAGGAGCAGACUUUCACGGCGGCGGACGCGAGGCAGUGGCUCCGAAACAAGAGGGAUUCGUGGUACAGGACGGACCUGGCCCAGAAGAUAUCCGACGGCCUGGCGGCGCUGGUCGCGGCGCAUCUCGUCGACAGGGUCGCUGGUGUCGCCGACGCGGGGGAGUCCACCUCGAGGGCCGAGGCGGCGCCAGGCAAGCGCACGGUCAACCCCAAGGGCGAGGGCACGUUCAAGAAGCGCAAGCUCGAGGCCAUCUUGGCGGACGCCGACGCCACGGAGGAGCGCAAGCGCUUGCGAGUCAACAC
Molecule: messenger RNA, 7805 nt
Organism: Prorocentrum cordatum
Lineage: Eukaryota; Dinophyceae; Prorocentrales; Prorocentraceae
Source: the annotation of a GenBank genome assembly